AUGUUUUAUAGAUAUAUAAUAUUAUUAUUAAUAUUUAUUAUAACUAUAAAAGCUUUUGGUUUUACUAAUUUUUCUAAUCCUUUUUUUGAUGAUAAUUUUGUUGUUCAAAGAAAAAAAAGAGGAAUUUUAAAAUUUAAAUCAAAUUUAUGGAGUGAAAGAGAAAUUGAAUUUUAUAUCAAUGAUACAUUAAAUUAUAAUACAAUUUUAUAUGCUCUUUAUUUAAUUAGAAAAGAAACAUGUUUGAAAUUUAAACAAACUUAUAAUCCAAAAAAAGCAUUAUUUAGUUAUCAACCAGAUAAGUAUUAUCAUACAAAAUUAGGAAAAGGAAUUGAAAUUCCUCAUAAAAUAUAUGUACACAUAUCAGUAAAAAAUAUUAAAUUAAUUAUUCGAGAAACAAUGCGUGCUUUAGGUAUUGAUUAUGAACACAAUAGACCUGAUAGAAAUAGAUAUGUAAUAAUUAAUAUAUUUAAUAUAAAUCCUUUUUUUUUUAAUUUUUUUGAAAAAAGAAGUUCUCGAACAGUAGAUACAUAUGGUUUUGGUUAUGAUUAUAGAUCAAUUAUGCAUUUUUCAAGUUAUGAAUAUUCUAUGAAAGGUAGAAAAACAAUUGAAUCAAGAGAUAAAUUAAUGAUAUCUUCAAUAGGUAAAUCAGAAAUUUUUACCUUUAAUGAUAUCAAACUUUUAAAUUAUAAAUAUUGUACAUUUAAUAAUAUUCCAAGAAUACAUUGUCGACAUUAUGGAUAUCCAGAUCCAAAAUUACCAACAAGAUGUAAAUGUUUACCAUUUAUGUAUGGUGAUUUAUGCCAAUUUCGUCUUGAAAAUAGAGGUUUAUGUACUCAUCAAAAUAGUUUUCUUGCAACACCAACAAUAAGUACAAAUACAAUUUUAGUUGGUGGGAUAUGUUAUUUUUAUAUUGGAUCUGAUAAUGGUGGAAAAAUAAAAUUACAAAUAAAAUAUAAUAAUGACAGUAAUAUAUUUUAUAACAAUAAGGAAUAUCAUGGUAUUGAAGUAAAAUAUAAAAGUGAUUUAUCUGUAAGUGGAGUAUACUAUCCACCUACUUCUAUUCCUUUAAAUAUUAUCUCUGAAACUGAUAUGAUUGUAAUUCAAUCAAAAUUUACUCCACAAAUUACAAAAGUAUCAAUUUCAUACAGAGAAAUUUUGCAAUAA
This is a messenger RNA of Strongyloides ratti, 1164 nucleotides long. Its product is annotated as Astacin-like metalloendopeptidase. The record is from RefSeq and is a predicted model, not a curated record. Gene Ontology annotation, biological process: proteolysis. Gene Ontology annotation, molecular function: metalloendopeptidase activity; zinc ion binding. The transcript has 2 exons. Bases 1 to 1164 code for a protein of 387 amino acids. NCBI's taxonomy places the organism in Eukaryota, Metazoa, Nematoda, Chromadorea, Rhabditida, Strongyloididae.